This is a messenger RNA of Aspergillus uvarum CBS 121591, 876 nucleotides long. RefSeq lists its product as uncharacterized. The coding region runs from base 1 to 876 and encodes 291 amino acids. The transcript is spliced from 2 exons. NCBI's taxonomy places the organism in Eukaryota, Fungi, Ascomycota, Eurotiomycetes, Eurotiales, Aspergillaceae. The record is from RefSeq and is a predicted model, not a curated record.
AUGAUAGCCACCGAAGUAGCCGGUAUAGUCGGCUCUCUAGCACCCAGCAAGGUUUUCCUCGUCGCAUUUGCCGUACUGAACUGGAAAUCUCUCCCCUUCGCAUGGACGGCUCGUCUCGUCUACUGGUUCAUCCGUGGCCUCUACGACCUCGCCCACCCGCCCAGCAACCCCAGCCCGCCCGUCGACCUGCAAGGCCAGCCAACCCACCCGAUCUUCGCCGUCGGCACCACCACCUCCUACUGCUCCUUGCUCGAGACGGAUUACAACUUCCAUAAAUCCAACAGCACCUACUACGCCGACCUUGACGCCUCGCGCAUCACGCCCAUGGCCUACUUCUAUUGGCCCGGGCGCGAGAAAGUGGGCGCGGAGAUCGAUGCCGAACUCGCCGCCCAGGCCGCAGCAGCGGGGAGCCCGCCUCCGAAACGGGCACCGAUCUUCAUCGCCCUCGGCGGCGUGUACUGCAGUUUCAAGAAGGAGAUCAAGCCGUUUGAGCGGUACGAGAUGCGGUCGCAGGUGGUGGCCUGGGAUCGGAAGUGGAUAUACGUGCUGACGCACUUUGUGAAGACGGGCAAGCGGAACAAGGAUGGGAGCCACGUAGUCGCGGCGGUGGGCAUGAGCAAGUACUGUGUGAAGAAGGGGAGACUGACGGUGCCCGUGGAGAGGUUGCUCGCCGCCGGGGGGAAGGUGCCUCCUAAGCCGGUGGCUGUGGUGGACAAGGCCAGUGCGAGCAGCGCCGAUGCAAAGUUCGAGUUCACACCUUCAGGCAAGGUGGGAAGUGAGUGGACGUGGGAGCAGAUCGAGGCGCAGCGGCUGCGAGGGUUGAAGUACUGCCAGUCCUUCAUGGGGAUUGAUGAUGAUGUUUACGGAAGUUCAUAG